Messenger RNA from Trichoderma atroviride IMI 206040, 1415 nucleotides. NCBI's taxonomy places the organism in Eukaryota, Fungi, Ascomycota, Sordariomycetes, Hypocreales, Hypocreaceae. The record is from RefSeq and is a predicted model, not a curated record.
AUGGAGAAUUAUGCCAGGGCCUGGCUCUUGGCUCGCGCCAAGCCAAAACCGCCGUACCCAUGCUUCUUCCGUGCCGCUCCCGCGCUGCCGACGUAUCGCGGCUCGAGAGCAAAUGCUACCGUCACCUACAAACGUCCGCUGGGAGACAGGAGCACAGCGGCCCUGCUGGCCUGUGCCCGACGGCUGCGGCUGAUUGGAGAAUUGGGGGUCACUGCGGAUCAGGUCGACUGCCCAUCCUUGCAACAGGCCCGGGGAAAGGCCCCAACCAGGCGCGCAGCAUCCAGCCCACUCGCACCGCGCAGCUCAAUAGGUCGAAAGCGCAAGCCUAGCUGCAUCACGGACCUGGCGAUUCAUGCUUCGUGCUGCAAGCCCAUCUGUGCGCGGCUUCUUCUGGGACGUGCAUGGUCUGUGCACUGCUGCUUUGUGGUGUGCUGCAAAUUGCGUGGCGCCGCUGGACCGCUGGACCCUGUAGCCAGCCAGGAUCCACCUGCUGUUCUCUUGCUCACCGUGGAAGGCAAAUGUCAAUCUUCCUAUUGGGAUGCUACUUUUUGCGUUCGCUGGUCGACAAUGGUGGACAUGCGGCUUUGUAUUGGACAAGACAGAGGAAAAGGAAUCACAGAAAGGAGUUGCCCCCGUAGGGCCAGCAAGGCCAGCAAGGCCAGGCAACUGCAGUUAGUGCCGAGCGCCCAUGUCAUUUCGAGCCACGAAACGCGGAAUCUUCAAGCUCUCAAUCCGCGCCUGCACAUCGAUGCUGGAGCUAGGCCGCCGUUUUCAACGGCAUCAUGGCUUCCAUUCACCACAUCCAAGGCGCCCAAAGCCCAGCCAGUUGCUGGACCACGCCCCAGGAGAGACUUUCGCACCGUACGGAGCACACUUGGUCGGGCCGGAGGCUACGACCCCACGCUACCAGACCGGUCCAAGCCCCGACAGCUACUCCGAGAGUGGCUGGACGGCGACAAGACGCGGGUCGCCGUGCAAAGCUUUGCAGCUAGCUGUGAAGCUACCUGGCCGAAUGGAUCGCGGAUCGCCCACUGGCUUCGCCCACGGUACGCUACGGCGCUGUUGAUGUACUCGUACAUGAGCCGAAGGCGCACAGUACAGACUGGUGCUCCCAGGACAUUCGCGCUCGCCUUUGAGGAUCAGAAGGGGAGCCUCCAUCUAGUACACACUCGUCGUAGUGAUGGACUGGCAGAGCUAGGAGGCCGGAGGUUGGCGUGGGGUGCUCCAAGCCCGCUGUGCAUCAACCCUGGCUCUGCUCCCCGUCUUUGCUAGGCUGGUCGCCGCGACCCGGGCUUCUCAGGCCUUGUGGAUGCUUUUUUUAGAGGCUCGAUUCUGGUUCUACAAGCAUUAAUACGUGCGGUCUACAGUACAGUAUGAGGGGGUAGGGAGGAGCUUUCAAGUCUUGGCUUUGCUCG